This is a messenger RNA of Saccostrea echinata, 13600 nucleotides long. RefSeq lists its product as uncharacterized. Lineage: Eukaryota; Metazoa; Mollusca; Bivalvia; Ostreida; Ostreidae. Gene Ontology annotation, molecular function: microtubule binding; ATP binding; microtubule motor activity. The record is from RefSeq and is a predicted model, not a curated record. The transcript is spliced from 30 exons. Gene Ontology annotation, biological process: microtubule-based movement. The coding region runs from base 100 to 12837 and encodes 4245 amino acids.
CGUGGUUUGUAAAUGUGGUUGACGUAUCGAGGUGCAAGUCAGUGAAAAUGAUAUCUAACAAGGAACUGUGUAACUGGGAAUAUUAAAGAAUGAUUAAAUAUGAGCAAUGUAAAAGUAGCUGUCCGUGUUCGUCCACUUAGUCAACGAGAAAAGGAUGGCAACAGCAAAUCUAUCGUGGAGGUUCACGGGGACAGCCUCAGUAUCCUUAACGCGAAGGUGGAGCAGUAUUCUGAAUAUGGAGACAGUAGAGAAAAGAUCAAACAUUUCACAUUUGACUACUGCUACGACUCUAGCGGUGCUCCCCAGUCCCCAGGGUAUGCCUCCCAACAGCUGGUGUUCCAGGACCUGGGGACCGAGAUUCUACAGGCAGCGUUUGAGGGUUACAAUGCCUGUCUGUUUGCCUAUGGACAGACUUCUACCGGGAAGACUUAUACCAUGAUGGGGGCUAGAGAAGAUUAUGGAAUUACACCAAGAAUAUGUGAGGGACUAUUUAGCCACGUAGAUGAUUGUUUGAGCGAAAACGUCACAUUUAGAGUCGAUAUCAGUUAUCUAGAGAUUUAUAAUGAGAGGGUGAAGGAUUUGCUGAGGCCAACAUUGUUAAAACCCAAGGAAAAGUUUACAUUAAAAGUCAGGGAGCACCCCAAAGAGGGGCCUUAUGUACAAGAUUUAUCCUCCCAUCCUGUCAAGGAUAAUUCUGAAAUUCAGGAUCUUUUGGACAGAGGCAAUGAAAGCAGGACCACUGCCUCAACCUACAUGCAUGACCGUAGCAGUAGAAGCCAUGCUAUAGUUACCAUAACAUUUACUCAGGCUAAAUUAGAAGAUGAUUUACCUCAUGAAAUAGUUAGCAAAAUUCAUCUUGUCGACUUGGCCGGCAGUGAGAGGGCCGACCCAAACUUUAGUGAACACUACAAAGGCAGAUUAAAAGAAGGGGCAAAUAUCAACAGAUCUCUAGUUACUUUAGGCAAUGUCAUUAAGGCUUUAGCUGAACGCUCCCUGUUGUCAUGGAGUGCAGACAAUCUGGGAUCCACCCAGAGCUUCCUUAGUGCUGCAGAUUCCAGCCCCAAACGAGUCCGUCUUCCAUACAUACCAUACCGAGAUUCCGUCCUCACCUGGCUUCUCAAGGACAGUCUCGGGGGAAACUCCAAGACAAUCAUGAUCGCCACAAUAACGCCUGCGAGCAUGUACUAUAGUGAAACUAUCAGCACUCUAAGAUAUGCUCAAAGAGCCAAGAGUAUCAUCAACAAACCAAAAAUCAAUGAGGAUUGUCCGCCCUUUGUUGUUUAUGAUCCCAAUGUGAGCCUGAUUCGAGAGUUACGACAGGAGAUUGAGAGACUUCGAGAAUUGCUCAAAUCCGCUCAAAUGGGUAGUUCCCAGAUGUCCGAAUUAAACUUACUUGUUCAAAUGCAUGACAUGAUGACUGAAACCCAAAAGAGUAACUCGCAACAAGCGUCCGCGGAGGUGGGGUCAGUCCUGGCCGAGAGAUUACUGGACCAUGAGAAUAUGGCCAAGAAGUUGACUCAGACUUGGAAACACAAGUGGACAGAGGCUCCUGACUUCAUCAAGGAGUCGGACUUGAGUAUCCGAGGACUCAAGCACUCGAGCUCGAUGGGAGUCAUGAUUGAGUCUCAGAUGCCUCAUCUGGUGGGAAUGGAUGAUGAUAUACUUAGUACUGGAGUCACUAUAUACCACCUUAAGGAAGGUAAAACUUUGGUUGGAAGAGAGGAUGCAGAAAGACCGCAAGAUAUAGUUUUACGUGGUCCAGGUGUGAAACAGGAACAUUGUUUCUUUAAAAUCCAUUAUGGCACUGUAACCUUGCAUCCAAACCUCGGAGCUCAGUGUGCGGUUAAUGGGGUCGAGUGUAAGGAUUCUGUUGUCCUGAAACAAGGUGACUAUGUAUUGCUUGGGAAAACCAACAUGUUCCGCUUCAAUAACCCUGCAGAGGCUGCAAAAUUGCGAGAAAAACGACAGAGCAUGAGCAGUCUGACUGACCUAUCGUGUGGGGACAGUGUGGAGAGUCUUGACACAGAGGACAGUGACCAGUAUUCCUUCUACAAUAGGCGGCCAUUCCACCCACUAUACGGUCCAAAUCUGCAGUUAGAAAGGCAGUACAGGAGUGAAUCAGAGAGAAUUAAUCAGGCAAAAAAAGAGCUGGAACAGCUGCGAGAUGAACACCAAAGAGCUGAGGAACUGAGACGGGAGCGAGAGGAAGAAUUGUACCGGAUUCACGAGGAGCACCGAGCCGAGAUACAGCGAGAUCUGGAGAGAGCAACCAGGAUGAAGGAGGAGACUCAAGCUCAGCGAGAUAAGGCUGAGGCUGAGAUUGAAUAUGCUCGCGAGUGCCUACAGAAGGAAAAGGAGGCCUUUUAUGAGAAACUGCAAGCAGAGCUGAAAAAUCUCCAGAAGUUUGGGACAGUGUCGGAAGUGGUUACACAGACAGAUCUAGACUCCUCAGGGCAUGUGAAGGAGGCUAUAAACACAGCUAAACAAUCUGGCUGGGGGAAAGUCAAAGAUCUCCUCCACACGGAGCUGAAGUCACGACUCCAGCUCAGAGAAACUGAGGAGCGACUGAGGAGACAAUCUGAGGACCUGGAGGAGCAGUUUGAAAUGUCACAAAGAGAGAUUCAGCAGAAGAUGGGGAAGAUUAAGGAGGUUGAGGAAGAAUACAAAUCGGAGGACGCUGUCCACUACGAGGAGAUGACCAACAAGAUGAAGGAGAUUGAGGACCUGACUGAACGCGAGGAGCAGCUAGAGCUGUACAUUGAGGAGACACAGGACCUGUUAAUGGUGGGAGUAGACCAGCCUCGUCCUAUCCGGUCAGCCUGCAGUGAGGAGGUCCUUACUGUCCUCAGUCCUACCAACCCAGGCUUCCCAACAAGAACCACCAGUCUCAUGGCCUUACCCAGAGGAAGUGAGGGAGACCUACCCUCCUGUUCAAAUAGACUCUCCCAGAAGCCAGAUGAUCAGUCUAUGGAAGAGUCCACUAAUUCUUUGUUUGAGGGAAGUGAGGCAAGUAUGGACAUGUCAUCUAGUGUGGGAGAGGGUGAUGAUGGUGGUAAACGAAAAAGUGGUGCUAAAAGUGAGAAACUAGUGAAAACCGCAAAAAAUGUCACGGAUAGACUUUAUAAAGCUCCAGAGCCAAAAUUUAAGUAUCAACCUAAAUCAAAGCAGUUGUCAAGGAGUUCAGGUGCUACAUAUGAUGCAAGUGUUAGAACAAGGGACAGAAGAUCCCCUAUCUCUCCUACUAGAGAUUCUCCAUCCAGGAGUAUGUCACCCAGGAUAUCCCGAGGUCGUCUCAAGUCCGAAUCACCAAGGUCAACCCCUAGGUCAACUCCAUCUCCAAGGCAAACUCCAGAGAGACAGUUAAAUGAAAAGUCCUCAAAUGACAGCAGGAGAGGUAAGAAACCUACUGAUUUAAAUGAAAAGGAUACAAGGACUAAUAGUGAAAAGGCAGGUUCUAGCACUGCCAAAAAAUCCCAGCCUUCACCAAAGUCCAAAGGUACAGAUCAGAUAUCUUCAGGGACUAAGAAAGAUCCUUUGGACAAAAAGCAUUCAUCAACUGGAGAUUUAGCUGAUGUCAGAAGCAGAAGACAAUCUCCUGGUAGCCAUGAUGAUAUUAUUGGCAGACGAUCAUCACCCUCUGGUAGGCAAAGAGAUUCAGAAAACAGUAGACUCAGUCCGAACUCUGAUGGUGGUAGUCGAAAAUUUGUAUCACGGCUACGCCAUAUUGCCAGUGCCUCCUCUCUAGCAAAUGUUCCAGAAUCCAUUGCUGAGGAGGUGGAACCAGCUGAGCCAGAACAGAGGAGCACCAGUCAAGUUGUUGUUGUAAAGAGGAGAAAGAAACGUCCCCAGAUUGAAGGGGAAGAAUUCAGAAGACACUCUGAACCUUUAGGGGAAGAGCUUGCUGAAGCAUUUGAUAAGUAUACACAAGACUUUGAGCAAAUGGAGUGGCAAAGGGCAGGCAGCUCAUGUUUGCAAGGAAGGGAAAAUUCUCUGAACUGGAUGGGUAGUUAUCCAGAAAAUAUUAGUUACAGUAUCCCUAGAUCAAUGUCAAAUGAGGAUAUUGAACAGCAGAGAGAUGGAAGUGUUGAUUCUGAAAAUGAUGUUCAAACUAAACUGAUGCCAACAAUAAAUGUUGAAGAAUGUGAUGAUUUUGAUAGUAGCAGACUACAUCGAGAACCCAGUGUGUAUUCUGAGACAGGGUCCACCGUGUCAGAAGUGUCUACAGUAGUGGACACCGAGAUAGAUGCAUCUGAUCAAGCUGUGUUCAUGGAAGGAGUGGAAACUUUAUCAGAUGAUGAAUCACCAAGGAAAGAGUCGGAUCUGUCGGAGUCUCCUAAACCCGGAUCAAAGAGGGAGCAUGAUUUAGUUAGUGAGAGGACAAGUUCUGUGCCUAUGAAAAUGGCAAGGACGGAGAAUGAUAUUGAUAUUAACCCUGACAAUCAAGACAAAAUGGCUACCUCCCAAUUCCCUGAAAGUCAGUUUUUUACUGGUGAAUCUGUUCCAUCAGACUCUGUGUCUGUGUCAUCCGAUUCUUUGGAUGAUAGUAAAUCGGUUGAUUCUCUGGAGUGUCCCAGAGAAAGAAAGGGUGAUGAGGGUGAGGAAAAUCUAGAUGAUUCUUUAGAUGAAUCACACAUGCGUGACACUCUUACUUCUCAGGCAAGUGUAACGUUCCUCAGUGACAGUAAUAAUUCCACUGAAUUGUUGACCUCUGGUGAAGGACGCAACUUGACAGAGGAUCUCGAUUCAUCUAAGAACAGUGAUUUGAACUUUGUUUCUCAGGUUACAGUGUCACAACAGACCACAGACAAAAGUAAACUGGCAAAUUUACCUGAAUCUAAUAACUCUCAAGCAUCUGGGGUAACAGAGAGUCCACAAUUGCCUUUCGUAGAAGUACAACAGAGUUCUGUAUCUCCACACAUAACAGAAAGUAGUGAUUUGUCUAUUUCACCUGGAGUAAAGGAGUCUCAGGAAGCAGAAAAUCCGCAUUCAGCAUCAGACAAAGUUCCAGAUUUGAGUACGCAAGAACAUUUACACUCUGUGAUUGUUGAUUCAGUGUCAAGGAGGAAUGAAAAAUCUGCAGAGUCCUUUCCAUCCGAAGAAAGUGUUGAAACCUCAACAAAUAUAACUGAAAAUAAAAUUUCGGCUUCAGAAAUUGAUAGUUUACAUGAUUCAGAGAAACUGACGGCUACACCAGUCUCAUUAUCUGGUAAUGGUAAUAUUUCCCCAACAUCAGAAACAAGUGCCCCAGAUAUCACCAUCAAAGCUAUUCCCCAGGAAUUGUCAACAGAGUUUCUCUCAUCAUCAUCAAACAAGGUAGUUCCAUCAUCACAAGUGACCAUUGCGGAUAGAGAUUCAGAUUCUAAAUUUGAAAAUUCCAAACAAACAGGACCAGAUGAACAGUUUGAACAAGAGGAGAAGGAACAAAGUGUAACUGUGAUUCAGCCCACAGUGGCAAAAAUUUCAGAUUCUAAAGAAACUGGGCAAAAUGAACAAUUAGUACAAGGGGACCAAAGAGUGUCAGAGUCAUUUAUUCCAGACAAGGAGUCUUUAGAAUUCAUACAAGCAGGACCAAAUUUACAGUUAGUACAUGAACAGAGGGAUCAAAGCAUAUCAGAGGCACAUUCCACAUUCUCAGAUUCAUCAGUAAUAGACACUGACCAUACUGUUCAGAAAAUGUCAGCCAGCCAUGAUAAAACUGCAGCAAUGGAUAUAGAGAGCCAAGGACCAGUCACUGAAAGUACUUCAUUAUUAUCUUCAAAACAAGGGACGAGUGAUCCACAGCAUGUUUCAUCAGGAGACUCCAAUCUCGCAGAGCAGAGCAAAAGCGAGGCAGGGGAUUCACCAGCUCCUGAGGAAAAAAGUGAAGAGUGUGAUUCUAUUUCGGCACCAUCGGACUCGGACUCAAACAAAGUGAACAUGGCUGAUAAAUCAUGUGAUGGUAUAACAGUUGAACAGACCGACAGAGCUUCACAAGUGAACAUUCCAGAAUCACCAAAGAAGGACACUUCUACGGUGUCUGGAACAGCCUCUCAGACAAACUUGAUUUUUCCUCAGAGUUUUGAUGACCAAAAUGAGACUAACAUGGAAAUUGAAGCAAAUAAUGCAUUGCAGGAGUCCAUGGAAAUUUCUACCUCAUUUAGUGAAUUCAGUGGAACAGAAAAUGAGAAGUCAUUAUCCAUUAUUGCAGUGGACAUGGAGGAAGAGUCUAGGAAGACAGUGGGGGUGUGUACCAGUCCUUCCCUCAUUUGUCCCCAUGAUGAUACCCACAGUUGUUCUAAUGACAGCCUACAGGAAGUCAAGGAGCAGCUGCAGGAGUUACAGGAAGUCCUAGAGGGUCACAUAGGACUGCCAGCAAGGGGAGUGUAUCAGGUGUCCCCCCAGUUAUCCUCUGCCCGGAGAGCAGUCAGGCAGCGUGCCAUGAUCCAGAGGAAUGGUCGCUUAGAGAGUGGGGAAUCAGACGGCACAGAUCCCCUCGCAGAAAGUGCUGAAGCCACAGGUUCGCAGUCAAAGUCUUGCUCUAGACCAACUUCAGGAUCCCGGCGACGAAGAAGAGCACAACUCAAGCCAUACAAGAAAUCCGGGAAGUGUCCAUAUUGUCAGAGCUCCGAGGAAUAUCAACUUACUACAGAAAGUGAGAGCCACAAUUCAGAUACUGCACUGAUCAGCAAAGAGGAAGAGCUUAGUCAGCCCGAGCAAUCAAAAUCUGAUGAAGAAAUCUCCCAUGAUGCAACAGCAGUAGGAUUAUCUGAUGAUGAUGCUACAAAAGACAGUGAACAUAGAAAUCUUGAACAAGAAUGUUCCAGUAUCAAUCACUCUGUGAAUCUAGAAAAUAUUGAUUCAGAUAAAACUCUUCCUAAAAGUGGUUCAGUAAGUAGUCUGAAUUCUGAAGUAGAAAAGUACUGUUCUGUACUAAGGGAAAUAGAUGAUCAGGAACAAAAUAUUCCAGGAGGCAGUAGUGAUACAAACAUGUUGACUAGUCAGAGACCAGUUGAUGGGCCUGCCCAUCGUCCACAAAAACUUCGGACAGACAUGAACUCUGUGGAUUCCUCUUAUGGAUCUGUUGGUAAAUCAGGGUCAAGAACCACCUCUGAGACAAGAGACAGUGAGCAGCAGACGGAUUUGUCCUCUGUUGAUAGUCCAUUAAUGUCACCAUUGUCUUCUCUUCAUUCCUCACUCCGCUCCCCAAGACCUGGGAUUCACCACCUAAUUACCUCCCCAGUCAGUGUAUGGAGUUCAGAUAAAAGUUCUUCCUCUCCCAGGAAGGCUAGAGCAUCAGGGGGACUCAAUACACCCACUGGACGGAGGACUCCAAGGAAACACAAAUCAUCCAAGUUAGAGAUGACCUGUGCUGAUGUGUGGUCCACAGAGACAGUGGAUCCUAAUUGUCCUCCUACUGAAAACAGUGCUACGCUGGAUUCGGAUGUUUCGUCAGAGGAGGAUAAUUGUUACUCAUUAGAGACAGAGACAGUAUCACCUCAAUCUCCAUCUUCUUCAGACAGAUUUUUCGAUCAUGGGAGUUUUAUUCUGGAAAGUCCUCCAAGUGGCAGGGCUGUGCCUAUCCAGUCUCCUGUCAGAUAUGAAGUAACUGUGAAAGAAGAGGAGACCAAUGUGUUCUAUAAUGUCAACAAGGUGGAAUAUAAAACAUAUGGCUUGAAUUCACCUAAUUUGUCAACAACGAUCCCAGAAACUAUUAAUAUUAAUGUGACAAAUACAGAUACUCACAGAGUGGAAAAUCAUGAUGAGCUGGUGAACCAUGAGAGAGUUGUGUUCAGUAGAUCCGAUGCAGAAUCUCCAACUCAUGUUCUUGUAUCUGAGAGAAACUUUCAGGGAUCCUCUACUGUGUCAAAUGCUGAUGGACACCAUGUGGAAAACCAAAUUCAGAAUGAAUAUGGAAAUAGCUAUGUGGAGGAAAGAGGGCCUCCACUAAAUGUUCAGAUUUCAGAAGACCCCAGAGGAGUCAAGUCCUUAACUUCUCCUAUAGAGUCUGAUACUACCUCUGAUUAUGGAACAAUGAUUGGUGAUGGAAGGAGAGGAAACACAUCAUUUAUGUCUGACUCAGCAGACGAUUUGGAUUCCCUCCCUGGGGAUAGGUCAUCAAAUAAAAGCACACCAAGAUCAAAGAUAACAGAUGAUGCACAGCAACCAAAUAGAUACAGAAGGGUUGGUGAGCAAACAGUACUGCAUUUGAAUGAAGAAAACAUAGAAAGCAUCAAUCCUACAGAACAAAGUUUACAAACAGUUAGUCCUCCAUUAAAGAGAUUGAGUAGAUCACAGUGCACAGUGACCUCACCUUCCUCAGAAGUUGCUUCCAGUGUGAUACAGGGCUCAAGUGCAAUGGAUGUCCUCAGGGAUUUAAUUGAAAAUCCCAUCAACACAACCACAGAGGAUGCUGAACACUCUGAUGAAUAUGAUCCUACCAGAAAAUACUUUGUGGAGGAGAUCUGUGAUGAAGUGCACUCCAGCUCUAGUUCUUCUUACACAACACCUCAACAAUCACCUCGACUUAGUAAGACAGAGAUAUCGGAGACAUCAGAGGAACCUCAAAAGGCUGAAGAGACAACUGAAAAGUUGCUUGUACCAGCAGACUUGAAGAAUAUACAAGCAAUUUCUGUUGAUGCAGAUUCUCAGGAACCAAAGGCCAUUCCCAGAAAGCAGACAAAAGAUGAUGGAAGUCUCCACAGAGAGAUGAAGAGAGAAAUCCAGCAGAAAUUGGCUAAUCUCCAGCGGAGAGUGAGAAGUCUGAGUGACUCUGCUAUCAGUUCUGACUACCACACCGAUGGAGAUUCUACCACUGUGUCUCCCAGAGGUAGUCGUCUUUAUGAGUCUGACAAAAUAUUGAGAGUUGGAGGAGGACAUCUUGGACCCAUAGAGGUCAGGACAAGUGAGAUUGAAACUCCACAGAUUCCGGCAGAGAUUCUAAAUACAAAGGCACUGGAAAUUGAGAACAAAAGUGUAAGAAAAUCACCUCUUAAGGACUCUGGAAAUGUGUUUGACGAUAGUGAUACUUGUGAUCUAGGAAAAAGUGAAGAUGACUCUAAAAAGGAAAGCUCUGACCAGGAAGUUAGUGAUGUGAUGCAAAAGAAAGUCCAACAAAGAUCAAAUUUUCCUAUUGAGGUGACAUCCUCCUCAGAAGAAUCUGAUUCUGAUGUGAGAUGUGAAACAAACAGUGAGCGAUCUUUGUCUCCAGGGGAGAUUCUUAUUGAUGACUAUGAUGUACCUCAAGAGGAACAAACUGUUGAAGCUGAUGAAAAAUCUAAAUAUAAGUACAACCUGAUCAAAGAAAAGUCUCCAUCGAUGUCAGAUGUUCCAACAGAGGAUCGUGAAGAGAUCAGACGAUCCAUGUCAGAGGCCUGCAUGGAUCAGUAUGAAGAAGCAAAGGAUGACAAUGCCAACAGCUCUAAUGACAGCAUUGUAUUUGUAUUUAUGGGUCAAUCACACAGCAAAGACAGCAUGGAGCAACUGAAGUCUUUCACAUCCAAACAGCCAGAGUACAACAUUUUAAGCAGCACUGAAGUGUUAGAAGACAGGGGUGAUGAGAGUGAUGAAGAUGGUAGAAGCUCAAACAGAGACACAAUUAUACAAGAGGAAGAAGCCAUUGAUGGUAUGGAAAAUUGGGAGCAAAGGCCUAGGAGCUAUACAGACAAUGAAGAUGAUGACAAGCCACUGCGACAUAAAUUUGGAAUUGAUGAAAGUGUCCUACCUAUUCCCACCCGCUCCAUGUCAUCAGACAAUUUACCAAAACAAGGCCUGAGUCAGCAAAAAAUCCAUCGGUCAAGGUCUACUAGUUUGUUAGAAGUUCACUCAAAGAUUGAGGUGGCUGAUGAUUCUAGCAACAAUGAGGGCAUCUUCCCACCCUGUGUUGAGACAAGUGAGAGAGAGUCCCAAAAUACUUCUGAUGUCAAAGACAGCACAUCAGCAGAGAUUGGUGACAGUGACUUCUCACUGACAGAGCUACCAGAUGACAUGCAGUAUUCUCGAUUCCCAAGUCAACAUGCACAUCCAGAUGACACUCAUCAGCAUACUAGCUACAACUCCACCAUGAGGCCUAGAGAUGAGGAAAGAAAUGCUGAGGUGUCUCAGGGCUUGGUGGAGUUUGGAACUCAGACAAAUGAAACCAUCUUGCCAACUCAUGCUAAGGAUAAUCGAGUUCUUCCUGGAUUAGAUUCUCCAUACAGAGCAAAAAGCACAGAAGAGUUGACUCGAGGAAGGACAACUGAACUACAUCUGACUGAGGACACAGAAAACUGGCAGAAUUUAUCCUCAAUUGUAAUAGAAAACAAUGCACGAGUUCAGAACCUACAACAGAGAUUGCCUGGAGAGUAUCGGUAUGGAUCUAUAGAUGCAGUUUCUGCACACAGAGAUGACACAACACAAACCUCUACCUCCCUUCAGAACUUGGAGACCUCCAGCACUCAGACUGACAUCAGCUUUCCUACACUUACUUUAUCUGAAGUGGAGACGACCGAGGUUCUUCCUGAUCUCUCAGAGGUGGAUGGAAAUAUCAACACUGAAAGCCUGGGAAAUGUCAGAGAUACAGUUGACUAUUUUGAUAGGCUGAGCAGAGAACCAUCACCUGCUAAACAAGAAUCAAGAAAACCGGCCCCCAAAAAGAAAACAAAAGACUUAAUACAAAAGAAAGCAGAUGAUGAGGUAACAGAAACCAUUCUUGUUGAAAAGGAAUAUAAUCUGGAAACAGAAUAUAACUAUCCAAACCUAAGUGCAAGCAACAGUGAGAUGGAGAAACUAAAGGAGGAGCAUGAGAAGAUGAUGGAGAAAUUUAGAAUGGCAACAGAGAAUAGAAAAAGAAUGACAGAGAAACUGAGGAAAGAAGGAGGACCUCAAGGAGUCCAUGAAGAAUUUGUUGCAGAAGAAGCAAACAGACAACACAGCCUCCCACGUAUGAAUUGGCAGUCCCCCACUCAAACUAGAGACCAAAAAACAGAUAAGGUUGUAAGGGAGAGUACAGAUAUUCCAACAAAGAAAGGUAGUCAAAAUGACAUGUAUACAAAUGAAACUGUUGGAGUGAAGACAACACAUAAGGCAGAGACAGUGGAUGAUGUUCUUAGUGAUGACGAAGGGUGUAUAACACCGCCCACCUCACCAGUUGCCAUAGAAACAGAGAUACCAUCACAAGACAUCAGUGUGCCACUCAGGUCAAGGUUGCAGCAUCUUAGUAGAGAAGCAGAUAAUCAUGUAAUGAUGAAUGGAAAUGCUGAUCUGUCUGAGAAUGUCCAACGUGAGAUUCACGAGAAUGGAGGGCCCAGUUUAAAGCUAGAUCUGAGUGCCAUCACUGGAGAGCCAGAUUCACAGCCAAUUACUAACCUCAGCAAUAAUCAAAUAAAGCAGAAACUUGAUAAGCUUCAUAAAGAGAGGGUCCAGAUAAUUGAAAUGCUCUCCUUGAACUACCUCCCUGCCAGUUUUACUGUAGAACUUUUGGAAGCUAAACUGAACUACUGCAUAGGUCAAACUGACCUUAUUUUGAAGUCUUUAGAGGAUCAUUGGGACAGUGACAAAGAGAGAAUGAGUACAAUAUACCAUCCAAACAUCACAAGAGAACAUCUGACCAUGUACAGAAAUGAGCUACAGCAGUCCAAAACAGACAUUGAAAUGUGUCGUGAGAAAAUGCAGAGAAAGCAGGGAACAGGUCGAGGUAGGACUAAAGGAAGGAACAGGGAUUUCUUGAGGAUGAGGAGGAAUGCUGAAAUAGAGGCCUUCAAGGUUGAAAGAAUGCUGGAACUUCAGAACUAUGAAAGAUCACAAACCCUGCAUAAUUUGAACAAUUCCUUUCAGGAGUCUUUGCCAGAGAGAGGCUCCAGAAGUGUUAGUCCUACUUCAUCUGUCCAUUCCUCCUCACAGUAUAUGACUCCAAAACAACACAUGGAUCAUUUAGUCCAUCUCCGUAAAGAGCUUGUCAAACACACAGAGGAUCCAGACUUCCUGAACAGGAUUAGCAGGUCAAGUUCUCCAUCUCUGCACCACAGGACUACAUCAUAUCCCAGCCCAAGACUUCACCAUGACUACCUCUCACCACGGUCCGCAAGUACUCAAGACAGAUUCUUUGACUCAGAAACCCAGGUAUAUGAUAGCUACUCAAUGUACUCACCUCGAGAGUCCACCUUCUCUCCCAGAACAUCCUACCACAACCGACAACUCAACUACUCACCUAAGAUAGCUUUUUCUGUGGCAGAUGAGCUGCCCUCUUCUGUUGACUAUGGCUAUAGUACCUACCUUGUUCCUCCUCGACCCAGGGAUAGGGAUUCCCCCAGAAGUGUUUCCUCUGACUCCAGACCUCCCAGCAAUACUCUGCACUCCCCUACCCAGCUGUCCACUGGGUCCAUUUCACCAGAGCCCAGAUUUCGACCAGUGAUGGACCAUUCACUGGACCAUCAACUAGAAUCUAGAAACUACUACACAGGCAGUGAGAGUCGACAGCUGCUCCAUGAGAUAGAACAGAUUCGUCUUCAGAACAGGACAGAGAUCCAGAGAGCUCAACACAUACUGGACUCUUACAGCAAAAAACCAUCCAGUGUUAGGAACUCCCAUAUGAGUGUCGAUCGUCCGAGUUCAAUGCCUAGACAUCCUUAUUCUUCCUACAGUGACUACGCUUCAGAUCUGCUGGAUGCCAGUCACCGCAGCAUAUCAGGCACAUUGUGCGGAAGUUACGAACUUUACGAGAAGGAAGUCAGCAAUCUGACUUCACGUCAUAGACCGUCGUCACCAGGGUCAGUGAUAUCAGACGUUGGAACGUAUCAUGGAAUUGAUCCAAACAGAAUUCGACCAAUCCAGUCCUCAGAUAUUAAAGCCAAGCUAAAACGACGACACACGACUCGAAGGUGACAAGCUCAGGAAACAAUGGAUGACUUGCUUAUCUGUGAUAUUUUAUGUUGGUGCCAAAGACUUAUCUUAUAAAGUUUCAUUUGUUGUGAUUUCAUUGUACUUUGUUCACAUGAUCAUUCUCUUCUGUUGGAUUUUAUGAUGAAUGGCCGAGCUGAUUUACAACAUGAUGAAUCUCUUGCAUUCAAAGGUCCUGACAGAUGAUGAAUCGGAAAAAGUGAGACAGUGGAGAGAUACUGAUGCAGACAGAUCUUCCUUCUCUUCUGUUUUUCUUCAUUGACUAUUUUGGAUCUAUAGAUAAACUGAUGAUUUGAUCACAUUGAGGAGGAAUUUGUUGUGAUACUUGUGUGUAUUAUGGUGCUAUUGGUGCUCAGAUGUGCUAUUGACCAAUCAUUUGUUCUGAGAAAAAAGUUUAUAGUGAUAAAUAUUUUUUAGUAAUAAUUCUAAAUGUUUAUAAGAAUAUUACUCACAUUUUAUUUGUUUGUAAAUUGUGUUUCUUUGAGAGAGUCUGUUCUCCAGGAAUCAAAUCUCUAUUUAUUUUUAGCUGGGUAAGUUUUUAGAUGUUGUUAAAGUAAUUGUUAAGAAAGAUGUUGCAGGUUUUAUUUUAAAUAUUUGUUUUUAAAUCUGUGAUGUUGAUGAUUCCUUCCAAAUAUCCACUAAACUUUAUCUAGUCAAAAUAAUCUGUGUUAACUCUGUUCAGUCUUUGUGGAUUAUGAUUUGUACACUCUAAUUAUAAGCUCUGUAUCCUAUUACGGAAUAUUUUUUU